GCGGACGUGCGGGACAUCCUGGAGCUGGGCGGCGUGGAGUCAGAGAACACGGGCACCAUCAACAAGAAGGAUAUCAUCAACUCGGAUAAGAAAAAAUCUAAGAAGUCUUCAGAGACGUUGACGUUUAAGAGGCCAGAAGGGAUGCACCGAGAAGUUUAUGCACUCCUCUACUCUGACAAAAAGGAUGCACCUCCACUGCUGCCAAGUGAUACAACUCAGGGUUAUCGAACAGUCAAAGCAAAACUGGGGUCCAAGAAAGUCCGACCUUGGAAGUGGAUGCCUUUCACCAAUCCAGCGAGAAAAGACGGAGCGAUGUUCUACCACUGGAGGAGAGCAGCAGAGGAAGGGAAGGACUACCCAUUUGCCAGGUUCAAUAAAACAGUGCAGGUACCUGUCUACUCAGAGCAGGAGUACCAGAUGUAUCUCCAUGACGAUGCGUGGACCAAAGCUGAGACAGACCACCUCUUCGACCUGGCUCGGCGUUUUGAUUUGCGCUUUGUGGUGAUUCACGACCGCUAUGAUCACCAGCAGUUCAAGAAAAGAUCAGUGGAGGACCUGAAGGAACGAUAUUAUCAUAUCUGUGCCAAGCUGGCUAAUAUUCGUGCAGCUCCAGGCACAGACCUGAAAAUCCCAGUCUUCGAUGCUGGCCAUGAGAGGCGAAGGAAGGAACAACUGGAAAGGCUGUACAAUAGGACACCAGAGCAGGUGGCAGAAGAAGAAUACCUCAUCCAGGAGCUCCGCAAAAUCGAGACCAGGAAGAAAGAGAGAGAAAAGAGAACCCAAGACCUGCAGAAGCUCAUCACAGCUGCUGACACCACCACUGAGCAGAGACGUGCCGAGCGCAAGGCUCCCAAGAAGAAGCUGCCACAGAAGAAGGAGACAGAGAAACCUGCUGUUCCUGAGACUGCUGGCAUCAAGUUUCCUGACUUCAAAUCUGCAGGUGUCACGCUGCGAAGCCAGAGGAUGAAACUGCCAAGCUCGGUGGGACAGAAGAAGAUUAAAGCCCUGGAGCAGAUGCUGAUGGAACUCGGAGUAGAUCUCAACCCUAUGCCCACAGAGGAAAUCGUGCAGAUGUUCAACGAACUGCGGAGCGACCUGGUGCUGCUGUAUGAGCUGAAGCAAGCCUUUGCCAACUGCGAAUAUGAGCUGCAGAUGUUACGACACCGCUAUGAGGCCUUGGCCAAAGCUGGUAGUAUUGGCCCCCUCAGUACAGAAGGUGCCCAUCCAGAUGGCCAGGCAGGGCUCGGCAUCGAGGAGGGCAAGGGAGAUACCAAGGACCAGAUCAUUGAUGUAGUAGGAGCACCACUGACCCCCAACUCAGUGAGAAGGAAGGUUGCAGGGGCAGAACAGGGCGCACUCAGGUCUCCGACGCAGAUGCCCUGA
Antrostomus carolinensis (chuck-will's-widow) is the source of this 1383-nucleotide messenger RNA. RefSeq names its product DNA methyltransferase 1 associated protein 1 (gene DMAP1). The transcript has 9 exons. Gene Ontology annotation, cellular component: NuA4 histone acetyltransferase complex; Swr1 complex; nucleus. The annotation marks the transcript as partial. Gene Ontology annotation, molecular function: transcription corepressor activity. The record is from RefSeq and is a predicted model, not a curated record. Gene Ontology annotation, biological process: negative regulation of transcription by RNA polymerase II; DNA repair; chromatin remodeling. NCBI's taxonomy places the organism in Eukaryota, Metazoa, Chordata, Aves, Caprimulgiformes, Caprimulgidae.